CUGUUGACUGAUGUAUGAAAACAAACCGUGUAUAUAUACCCAUUACAUCACAGCCAGUGGCAAUUCUUCUUGCUUCUCUCUUCUCUUCCCUAUCCUUCCGCCGCUAAUUCCUCUGUAUUUAUCUUUAUCCAAAAUAUUAUCCAUCAUUAUGGAACUUGCGGCUUCCUUUCAGCCUUUCUGUGCUUUCUUCAGCUCCCACCAAUUUUUUUCGGCCACCACCACCGUCAUCAUCUUCUUUAUUUCCUCCCUCUUGUCUCUCACGCAUUCGUUAAUUGUCAGACUCAAUGUUUUCUGUAGCUGCGAAACUUGCCAGUCUUAUCUCACUUCAAGCUGGUCCAAAAACUUCCCUAACCUUUGCGAUUGGUUUGCUCACCUUCUUCGAAACUCCCCUACUAAAACCGUCCACAUCCAUGUCCUUGGGAACACGAUCACAUCGAACCCAGAAAACGUCGAGUACAUGCUCAAGACAAAUUUUGAUAAUUUCCCGAAAGGGAAAACUUUCGCCAUGAUCCUCGGCGAUUUCCUGGGUCGAGGUAUUUUCAACGUGGACGGCGAACCGUGGAGGUUUCAGAAAAAGAUGGCCAGCUUGGAGCUUAACAAGUACUCCGUAAGAUCCUUCGCUUUUGAGAUUGUCAACUGUGAAAUCCAACAUCGCCUUAUCCCACUUCUGCUAUCAAAGCAAGGCAGCGUUUUGGAUUUGCAAGAUGUUUUCAGAAGAUUCUCGUUCGACUGCAUCUGCCGGUUCUCUUUUGGGUUGGACCCUAAGUGCCUAGAGUUGUCACUUCCCAUGUCGGAGUUCGCCGAUUCCUUUGACCUGGCUUCCAGAUUAUCAGCAGAGAGAGCGAUGACAGUGUCCCCUCUCGUAUGGAAGAUCAAAAGGAUGCUCAAUCUAGGCAGCGAGAAGAGACUCAAAAAAGCAAUCAGAAUGAUUAAUCUGUUGGCUAAAGAGGUGAUAGGGCAAAAGCGAAAAAUCGGGUUUUCCGCUCACAAAGAUUUGUUAUCACAGUUCAUGACCACCGUAAACGACGACACGUACUUGAGGGAUAUUGUGAUAAGCUUCCUAUUGGCUGGUCGUGACACGGUGGCUUCAGCACUGACCAGCUUCUUCUGGCUAUUGGCCCAACACCCAGAAGUCGAAUCAGCGAUUCGGGACGAAGCAGACAAAGUAAUCGGACCCGAAAAAGAGCUCACCAACUUUGAACAGUUGCGGCAAAUGCACUAUUUACAAGCAGCAGUGUAUGAAAACAUGAGGCUGUACCCUCCAAUCCAAUUCGAUUCUAAGUUCUGCUUAAACGACGAUGUGCUGCCCGACGGGACAUCCGUGAAGAGUGGAACUAGGGUUACUUACCACCCAUAUGCCAUGGGUCGGUCGGAGGAAAUUUGGGGUCCAGAUUGCUUUGAAUUCAAACCCGAAAGGUGGUUGAGGGACGGGCAGUUUUACCCGGCAAAUCCAUUCAAGUACCCAGUUUUUCAAGCCGGCCUGAGGACGUGUUUGGGAAAAGAAAUGGCUAUGGUGGAGCUCAAAAGCGUGGCACUUUCGUUGGUUCGACGAUUUCAGAUCGAAUUGGUGGCGCCCAGUCGCAGCCCCAGAUUCUCUCCGGGACUGACGGCCACUUUCAGAUGCGGGCUUCCCGUACUGCAUAAUUUGCUGGGUAGCUAGGAGCGUCCCAUGAAUCAAACAAAAUACUACCAAAGAAAACGCCAUUGUUUUUCGUGCACCAUGUGGGGUGUAUUUGAUGACUGAUGACGAGGGGAAAGUGACCGGGGGGGAUUGCAGUGGCCUCCACUGGACCCUUGCAACAGAAGCAGAAUGUCUCGUUGUCGGCGGAAUCUCUUGAUUAUUCUAAAUUAAUGGACUACAAACGUUGUUGGAGCUCUCUGUAGCUGUUGUUUUUUGACUGUGCAUGUGCAUAAUCAUCCUCCUUGGGUUCAACACAGUUUUUAUAUAGUGCGCCACAGCAGCUAAUAGACAUGCUUGUGCUGUAUUCGUAGAUCUCAAUUAAGAGAGAUCGAGUGCCUCGCAAAGAAACUUGUAUAUAUAUGGUUGACGUGCAUAAUAUAUAUUGUACAGAUUAUA
Molecule: messenger RNA, 2077 nt
Organism: Neltuma alba
Lineage: Eukaryota; Viridiplantae; Streptophyta; Magnoliopsida; Fabales; Fabaceae
Product: cytochrome P450 94C1-like
Exons: 2
Coding region: 11-1660 (549 amino acids)
Molecular function (GO): heme binding; iron ion binding; oxidoreductase activity, acting on paired donors, with incorporation or reduction of molecular oxygen
Source: RefSeq, a predicted model, not a curated record